CGCUCGCGUCUCUGCCCUCGGGAGCUUGCUUUCUCACCCUCCUAUGGCUUCGCUGGCCCCUCCCCUCCACUCGCGCCCUUCCCUCUCCCCCUCUCCGCGCCUCAAGAAGAGCUGCGCCCCCCGCGUGUCUGCCACGCUCGUCGUCUCAAACGUGGUUGCUUCUGAAACAUCCCUAAGUUGGUCCUCAAAAGAGAAACUCAAUCUUUCAAGUAAAUGGAAUCAGGGCCCCCUCCAAGAAAUUGAUUGGGAAAACUUGGAGGUUGAUUUGUAUCACUGGACGAGACCAUUGCGGCCUGUGCAGUGGUACCCUGGUCAUAUUGCUAAAACGGAAAAAGAACUAAAGGAGCAGCUGAAGUUAAUGGAUGUUGUCAUAGAGGUUCGAGAUGCUAGGAUUCCCAUGGCUACUAGUCAUCCUCAGAUGGAUUCCUGGCUUGGAACUCGGAAAAAGAUUUUAGUUUUGAAUAGAGAAGACAUGAUAUCUGCUGCAGACAGAAAUGCAUGGGCGACAUUCUUUGCAAGGCAGGGAAUAAAAGUUGUUUUCUCUAAUGGGCAGCUUGGAAUGGGAACCAUGAAACUUGGGAGACUUGCAAAGUCAUUAGCUGUUAGUGUGAAUACCAAACGUAGAGCAAAAGGACUACUCCCUCGUCCAGUGCGUGCUGGAAUAGUUGGUUAUCCCAAUGUAGGUAAAUCAUCUCUAAUUAACCGUUUGCUGAAGCGAAGGAUGUGUCCAGCUGCUCCUAGACCUGGAGUUACAAGAGAACUGAAAUGGGUACGUUUUGGUAAAGAUCUGGAGUUGUUGGACUCUCCUGGCAUAUUGCCAAUGAGAAUUAGUGACCAGGCAGCUGCUAUCAAGCUUGCAAUAUGUGAUGACAUUGGGGAGAGGUCAUACGAUGUCGCUGAUGUAGCAGCCAUUCUCGUGCAAAUGUUGACAAGACUUCCUGAAGUAGGUUCAGAAACUCUUCGUAAACGCUACAGGAUUGAUUUACAUGAUCAGUGUGGUAAAACAUUUCUUCAGAAGCUUGCUCUUCAACUGUUCAAUGGAGAUGUUAGCCAGGCAGCUUUCCGCAUCUUGAGUGACUUCAGGAAGGGAAAGUUUGGUCGGGUUGCCCUAGAAAGACCUCCCAGGUGAAGCUGUUACUAUUGAAUAUCUGUAUAUUCUUCAGCAGUACUUAGCCCUAGAAGAGAUAAACGAGAAGAAUAUCCUGCAAGCAACUCCUCCUGAACUUGGCACGACUAUUGGAAAGAAGAUGGAGCACCUAAGUCCUCACAUGCAAAAUUACAUGGAUAGGUAUGUUGUAACUCCAGUGAAUUAAACAUUUAUGGUCCUUAACAAUGAUUACUUGGUCCAAGUGAUUUGUUUAGAUAAUUUGGUUCGAUGCUGAUGUCAUAACCUGCAUUGAUUCUCUGAUUUGUACAU
Messenger RNA from Musa acuminata subsp. malaccensis (wild Malaysian banana), 1417 nucleotides. RefSeq names its product DAR GTPase 3, chloroplastic. Gene Ontology annotation, biological process: mitochondrial translation. Gene Ontology annotation, cellular component: mitochondrion. Gene Ontology annotation, molecular function: GTP binding; GTPase activity. Lineage: Eukaryota; Viridiplantae; Streptophyta; Magnoliopsida; Zingiberales; Musaceae. The record is from RefSeq and is a predicted model, not a curated record.